AUGACAGAGAAGAAGCACCCGACGUUCCUGCAGUCCCUGGUGGCAGGUGGUGUAGCGGGAACGUCUGUAGACUUGCUGUUCUUCCCUAUAGACACUAUCAAAACGCGACUACAAUCCUCUCAAGGGUUCCUAAAAGCUGGAGGAUUCAAAGGGGUUUACAAGGGUGUUGGGAGCGUUGUGGUUGGGAGUGCACCGGGUGCUGCGUUCUUCUUUGCGACUUAUGAUACGAUGAAGAAGACGCUACCGCUGCAGGAUAACCUGGCACCGCUGAACCACAUGAUAGCCGCGUCUACCGGCGAAGUUGCAGCGUGCUUGGUACGCGUUCCGACGGAGGUGGUCAAGACGCGGAUGCAGACCUCUACGUAUGGCGCGUUGGGUACUUCGUCGUGGGCGGCUGUGAAGCUGGUGUUGGCUCAGGAAGGGAUCAAAGGGCUGUAUAGAGGAUACGGUAUCACAGUCAUGCGGGAGAUUCCAUUCACAUCAAUCCAAUUCCCCCUCUACGAAUUCUUCAAAUCGACGCUGUCCAGGAAACUGGAUAAACAGCCGCUGCCAGCGUACGAAGCUGCGCUGUGCGGAAGCUUGGCUGGUGGGAUUGCCGCGGCGCUUACAACGCCGCUGGACGUGCUCAAGACGCGAGUUAUGCUUGAUACCCGGGACCCCUCAAAACGCCAACUCCCCUCAAUCACAACCCGCCUACGGACAAUAUACACUACCGAAGGAUGGAGAGCCCUGUUUUCUGGUGUCGUACCACGGACGCUUUGGAUAUCCGCUGGCGGUGCUGUGUUUUUGGGGAUGUACGAGUUGGCGAUUAACAACAUGGUGGCUUGA
Coprinopsis cinerea okayama7#130 is the source of this 828-nucleotide messenger RNA. RefSeq names its product S-adenosylmethionine transporter. Gene Ontology annotation, cellular component: mitochondrial inner membrane. Gene Ontology annotation, biological process: transmembrane transport. The record is from RefSeq and is a predicted model, not a curated record. Lineage: Eukaryota; Fungi; Basidiomycota; Agaricomycetes; Agaricales; Psathyrellaceae. The transcript has 6 exons. Bases 1 to 828 code for a protein of 275 amino acids. Gene Ontology annotation, molecular function: S-adenosyl-L-methionine transmembrane transporter activity.